Alternaria ventricosa is the source of this 894-nucleotide messenger RNA. RefSeq lists its product as uncharacterized. Bases 1 to 894 code for a protein of 297 amino acids. The record is from RefSeq and is a predicted model, not a curated record. Gene Ontology annotation, molecular function: monooxygenase activity; oxidoreductase activity, acting on paired donors, with incorporation or reduction of molecular oxygen; iron ion binding. Lineage: Eukaryota; Fungi; Ascomycota; Dothideomycetes; Pleosporales; Pleosporaceae. The transcript is spliced from 3 exons.
AUGUGGGAUCGUGCAUUCAACGCGAAUGCUCUCCGCGAAUAUGAGCCUCGCUUGAACCGCCAUGCUCUUGCUCUCAUGUCCAAGCUCAAGGAACAAGCUACGCGAUCUUCAGUGCGAAUUACCGACUGGGUCAACUUCUACAGCUUUGACGUCAUGGGAGAUGUUGGCUUCAACCGCAGCUUUGAUAUGGUGGAAAAGGGCGAAGAAGACCCUGUCAUCAAGCUAUUACACGAAAGCCAGGCGCCCAUAAGCAUCUUUGCACACAUAUCUUGGGCUAUGCGGCUCAUAGCACUGACGCCCGUCGGUUCUGGACCCCUUUUUGAGCAUAUAGCCUGGAGUGCAAAGGUUCUCGAAGAGCGGAAGAAGGCCAAGCUUCGCACUGCCAUUGAUGAAAUCGAAACGAACAAGGGGCAUCUUGAUGUUGAAGACGUCACCGAGUGUGCUUACCUGGACGGGGUAAUCAACGAGACUUUGCGCCUUCAUCCUGCUACACCCUCCGGAGCGCAGCGCGAGACACCACCCGAAGGAAUAAUCCUACCCAACGGCACAUACAUACCCGGCAAGAUCAACGUUUGGAUGCCGUUCUACAGCCUGCAACGCGAUCCACGAUACUUUGAAGAGCCGCUAUCCUUCAUGCCAGAGCGAUGGACCGGCGAACGACCUGGUGCUGUCAUCGACAAACGUGCCUAUCUGCCUUUCUCCAUUGGACCGUACAACUGUAUUGGACAGAAGCUAGCCAUGAUGGAACUGCGCAGUGUCACUGCCAACCUUGUUCGAUCAUUCGAGAUCUCUUUUGCCGAGGGUGAAGAUGGCAGCACGAUCGAAAACAAGACCCGGGACUGCUUUACCAUCAAUGUGGGGAAGCUAGAUGUCAAACUCACGCCACGGUACUGA